This is a messenger RNA of Odontomachus brunneus, 2604 nucleotides long. Its product is annotated as adenosine 3'-phospho 5'-phosphosulfate transporter 1. Gene Ontology annotation, biological process: transmembrane transport. Gene Ontology annotation, molecular function: 3'-phosphoadenosine 5'-phosphosulfate transmembrane transporter activity. Bases 789 to 2123 code for a protein of 444 amino acids. Gene Ontology annotation, cellular component: Golgi membrane; endoplasmic reticulum membrane. The record is from RefSeq and is a predicted model, not a curated record. The transcript has 8 exons. Lineage: Eukaryota; Metazoa; Arthropoda; Insecta; Hymenoptera; Formicidae.
CUCAAAAUUGGUGACAUACGACUGAAUUCUUUUCAAAUUCUUUUUUCUCUGUUAUCUGGGCGGUGAUUUACGUCCCCUCGAGGAUGUAGAUCUCAGACGGUUUGGAGAAAGAUUUUCUCUAAUUAUCAAAGUAAUCACUAAUUAUCUUAGAUGGUUUUUGUGGAAUAGAAUAUUUAUGUACUGGCGAUCAAGAACAUUAAAAUACAGUGUUUUAUAAAAAAAUACAUACACUCUAUAAAAGGAUUAAAGUUAGAUACUAGGAUUAGUUACUAAAAAAUCAAACUAAUUUAAAGCAAAAAUUGGUAUUUUGUAAAUUAAUUUCUGAAAUUAGUUAUUGGUAGUAUUUGGUAGUGCAUUUUUUAUCAACAAAUAAUCUUGGAAUUCUUUCGACAAACAAAUAGAAGGUUUCAUAAAGUAAAAUCUUUUUUAUUACAAAAUGCGAGUAUUCCAUGGUGCCUUGAAAACUUAGCCAGCCCUGACAUCUUCCUGAUGCGUGGGUGCUUGCGUUCGUACGCGUGCGUCACGUUGUAUAUCCACUGUACAUCUCGCUGCUUGUGACGAAGAAUAGAACACCGCGUACAAAGCAUGGUGGAAGCAAGAGGAGAUAAGAUUACUUACUUUUUUAACGUGGCGACUGCCUAUGGUGCGUAACAUAAUGCACAGUCAGUGGAGGCUCUUUUGAACGUAUCUCUGUCGUAUUCAUGAGUAGUAACGUGAAGAGACGUGGCGUGACGAAGGUUAUGGGAUAACUGAUUCUGUUCGUCCAAGUUUCUCAUUAGCGGAAAACUAUGGGAAACUUUACGCGUGAUAUUGUGAUUUGUGUGCUGCUACUACUUUCAGUCAGCAUUAUAUUUGGAACCAGUGAGAUCAUUAAAUCAUUAACCAAUAAUGGGGAGGAAAUUCCCAAGACAUCUGUGUAUAACACACUUGUUCGAUUAUGCUUAAAUUUAUUGGGAUACUCCACUGUACUAUUACCUGGUUACCUCAUAUACAAAUAUGUGCGCUAUACAAAGUAUAUUCAAAAAGGUGGGAAAGGCUGUAUUCUGCCCAAACUCGUGCACUCGUGCUUUGUGGGGCAUUGCGAAACAGGUCUUUUGGAUUCACCUCCGUAUACUCCCAAUACUUCCACUCACUCCCAACGUACUUUUACACAAGAUGCCCUACUCUUGAUGUAUUGUUUCUUUGGAUUGCAAGGCAGUUAUCUAUCAUGGGGAUAUUUGCAGGAGAAGAUAAUGACACAAGAAUAUGAGGAUGCUUCUGGCAACAAAGUACGGUUCCAAGAUUCGCAAUUUCUGGUAUUCGUCAAUCGUAUUCUCGCCUUUCUAAUGUCAGGAAUUUAUUUGCUCAUUAAGCGCCAGCCACAGCACAAAACACCUUUGUACAAAUAUGCAUUUUGUUCUUUAUCAAAUAUUAUGAGCAGCUGGUGCCAAUAUGAAGCUUUGAAGUAUGUUAGUUUCCCAACACAGGUUCUAACUAAAGCCUCAAAAAUUAUUCCAGUUAUGAUAAUGGGAAAAAUAGUGUCGCGCACGUCAUACGAGUAUUAUGAAUACGUCACUGCGGUUCUCAUUUCUAUCGGAAUGACCCUGUUUAUGUUGGACAGUUCCGAUUAUAAAAACGAUGGGGCUACUACGCUCACCGGUGUUAUCUUGUUGGGAGGUUACUUAGUGUUAGAUAGCUUCACGAGUACCUGGCAAAAUGCGCUUUUUGUGGAGUACGGCGCGACAAGCGUGCAGAUGAUGUGUGCAGUUAAUAUGUUUUCCUGCCUGUUGACUGCAAUGUCUUUGUUUCAGCAAUCAAGCUUUCCGUUGAUAUUUUCCUUCAUGACAACGUAUCCUAGAUUCAUAAUCGAUUGCUUGCUGAUUUCGAUCUGUUCAGCAGGCGGUCAGUUGUACAUCUUCUACACAAUUUCCAAAUUCGGGCCGGUUACGUUUGUCAUUAUAAUGACCAUUCGUCAGGGUUUGGCAAUAUUACUAUCGUGUUUGGUCUACCAUCACGAGAUCACCGUUGUUGGUGUGUUCGGCGUAUUAUUAGUAUUCGGUUCUGUGUUCUUACGAAUUUACUGCACGAAUCGAUUGCGCGCAAUCAGAAGACGUAGAGCCGCAGCGAACAGUAUAAAACAUUAAGGCUUAUUUCACUUAGGCGAAAUUGCUCUUGUAAUUGUCAUAGAGGUAGAAUUCGAUCGUUCGUGCGCUCGUAAAUCGUCAUUAGGAGAGGAUUGUAAUGUCAUUGUAAUUAGACAUGCCGUCAUUACAAACACUGAGACAGAGUUCCGUCUCGUAUUUGCAAUUAAUCGUCAUAAUGUGUCUCCGUAUAUAUUACGAUUGUAUUCUUAAUAGUUUUAACAGAUUGAUAUGUCGACGCUUGGAGAGAUAAUUGUUAUAAGAAAUUCAUAACUAUAAUGUAUGCCGUGUGUGUAAUGUGUGUGCGUGUGUGCGUGCUCGCAGUAUACAUUGAGAGUGCCUGUUACUCCUGUGACGAGUAUACGUGUAAUCUUAAGAGAAACAGUCGCAUUACGUGUGUUUCAUUGACACAAUGAGUGUACUACGUCAUUGUAUUAUUUAUUUGAAAAAUAUUUAUUUUGAUAUAAAUGCGUAUACAAACAAA